Neolamprologus brichardi is the source of this 2459-nucleotide messenger RNA. RefSeq names its product chromobox homolog 7a (gene cbx7a). Lineage: Eukaryota; Metazoa; Chordata; Actinopteri; Cichliformes; Cichlidae. Gene Ontology annotation, cellular component: PRC1 complex. Gene Ontology annotation, biological process: negative regulation of transcription by RNA polymerase II. The record is from RefSeq and is a predicted model, not a curated record.
GCAACAGUGUGAGAGCGCGCAGGACUUAAAGCUGCUGUUGAUGUGUCGCAGAUUUUAAAAACUGAGAGAGGCAGGCAGCAGGAGCAGGCGUGAGGGGGAAGAAGCGAAGGCAGAAAAACAAGCGAGCGGCCGCUGUGACCCUGCGAGGGUUUUCCCCACACAAACUCGUCUUUAAAUAGUAUCUGUUAUUUUAAUUUUUGCACUGCGACAAAAAACAACAACAAAAAAGCCAACAAAAACAACAACAACAACCGAAAAAGCAUAGAUACCCAGUUCGCGUCCUGCUCAGGAGUCAGCGAUCAGCGAUGGAGCUGUCUUCAAUUGGAGACCAAGUGUUUGCAGUGGAGUCGAUAACAAAUAAGAGGGUGAGAAAGGGUGCUGUGGAGUAUCUAUUGAAAUGGCAGGGAUGGCCCCAAAAGUACAGUACCUGGGAACCAGAGGACAAUAUUUUGGACCCUCUCCUUGUUCUGGCCUACGAGGAGAACCGGGAGAAGAUAAGAACUCUGACCUAUCGCAGGAAAGGUCUUAGACCGAGGAGGCCCGUCCUGCGGAAUGUCUUUGCCAUGGACCUCCGCAGCGCUCACAAGAUGACGGAGAAGCCUCCGCCCCGCAUUCGCCUCUCCCUCACCCGCUCCAUGAGCACAGACGUGGACCACGUUGAGCGCGGCAGCAUGUACCAGCGCCAGGUGAGGAGGAAUGGCCGGCAGAGGGUGGCCAAAGGAGGGCGAGAUGGCAAACGCAUGCAUCUGCAGAAGAAGAAGAUAGAGCCCAUGGAGGAGGACUGGGGCGGCACCAGUGAAGAAGAGAAGUCUGAGAGCACCAUGGGGGAGAGAUGUGAAGGCAGUUUAUAUGGCCUGUCAGAGUGCAGCUCACCUGCUCUGCUCGAGCAACAUGACCUGGAGCUGGAGGUGGGGGAGAAGGUGGGUGGUGACCUGAUGCCGGUAAGCUCGCACACGUGGAUCGACAUCAUGGGCGAGUGCGAUUCGACACCGAAGCCGAUGCUUGUGCGCAGCCAAUCAAAGGACAGCGCCUCUGCAUCUGAGGCCAGACUGGGCGAUGCGGUUUCUGUGAGUGACAGGUCAGAUUCGGACAGAGGAGAGGAGGGCUGGGAGUCGGGCCCGGAGAGAAGCAAUGCAACCUCAGUGAUAGUGAGCAUUCGGGGGAGCAGAGGGACGGCAGGUGACGCCGCUACCGUCUGCUCCCUGGCUGAGGUGAGGAAGGAGGAAGCGAGAGGCGACGAUUCGAUCGUCGCCCCAGAGACUGCUUCCCCAACAGCAGACCAGCCGGAGACCGUCAUCUUGACAAAAGUGACUAUAAACUCUGUGACGGUGACGUUUAAAGAAGCGAGGGUGGCCGAAGGCUUCUUUAAGGGCUACUGAACAAGGGUGACGAGUGGCACCGAGAGCUCAGAAUAACCAUAAUUAGACUUGCCACUCAUUUUGUACAUGUAAAACGGUCACGUAUGUAAGAUAACUCUACAUGUUUACAAAGCUACAUUCAUUUCUCGCUGAGUUCGGUGAAGAAAUUCUUGCCUUUGCAUAAAAAGUGAGUGGUAAUUUUAUUAUUGUGGCUCAUUUAUUAGAUGUGAUAGGAAGCCUGAAGCCCUUAAAGAAAAGUGCUCCAAUUAUCCAUAAGAAUCCAGCGGACUAAAUAGGUCUCUGGCUGGUUUCUUCCCCGGAGCCGCUGGGUUUACCGAGAGUGAGACACACGUGAGACAGCAGCCUGAAACGAUGCAGUUCAGAUAACUACUCAGAUGCAGCUACUUUUCUCAGUGCUUUCCAGCAAGACAUCGGUCUCACACUCAGAUCGGUUCUCGGGGCCCGUUUUCAGUCGCUCCUCUUUCUUACAAAUGAUUUUGUAAAGAUGUUUCUUUUGUCAUUUAAUUUUUUUAGUAUUUGCACAGAGCUAACCGCAUGCCCUGUCAGUCUGUGCCACACAUGCUCAAAGCCCUGUCCUGUGCUUUGUUGAAGAGGUUUAUUUCUGUCACAAAAGCAAGAAAAAAAAAAAAAAAAAAAAAAGACAGAGAAUUAAUGCCUGUCGCUUAGAUGAAGUUCUGCGCUUCAAGGAGGAUGGAUGCACAAAAACAAGUACUCAGCCGUGUUCGCCGUUUGUCUGUCCCUUUAUUUUUCAAGUAUGAAAUGCUACCUGGUUCUAUUUUUGUAUUACCAUUUGAUAGUCCACUCUCUUCACUAGCCUUUGUGCAUAUCAAAACAGGAGGUGUCGUUUUACUCAGCUGCUGUGUAGGUAAUGUGCAAAUGAAAGCAAGUGUACAUUAAGCCGGACCGUAGUGCGCUUUUAUUUAUUGCAUGUCACACGUAUAAGCUAAACUAACUUAUGUCACUCGGUGUGUCCAAACGAGUCUCUUUCUCUCUGACAAACAUGAAAUGUCAAAGAUGUCUUCUCUCUUAAAAAAGACAUUUUUACUUUGACUCUAUUUCCAAUAAAUGUGUACAACAGUA